CCGUCGAACCUCAGAUUGUUGUUUUCCACCGCUCUGCCUCCUCGGUUAAGCAGUCAAGGUCCGAAUGCGUCACCAAGAAAAGAGUCAUACCGAGACGACGAAGUGUAUGGGUCCAUAACCGACUCUCCCUCCAUGAAUGUCGCCGCAAUAUGAGAUCUGAACCGUCUCUCUUUCUCCUACACCUCGCGUAAACAUCCUCUGUGGCCCUCGAAUCGACACCAUGGACGACGACUUCGCGGAGCUCGAGCUCCUCUCCCUUGUGUCCAAGGUCACCUCCGAGCUCCAUAACCAUUUAGGCGUGUCCGAAAAGACUCUAGCCGAGUUCAUCAUUGCCAAACGCCUGGAAUGUACUGGGGUUUCCGAGUUCAAGGAUAAGUUGGCCGAGUUGGGCGGUGCGAGCUGGCCUGAGAGUCUGAUUAAGAGUAUUGAUCGCCUGGUCCGAACCAUGCACCCUAAAUUAAAGGCCAGCAAAGGGGCCGAAAAGGAGGAGAACGAGCCAGCUCGGUCCCUCGAAGAAAAGGAGACGCUCUUCAAAGGUCUGAGCAUCCCGGACCGGGAGAUCGCCCGCGAAGGCGGAGAUAGGGAUGCUAUAGACGAGACGCUGGCGCUUCUAGAAGGCCUAGAGAAUAAAAAUAGAGACGAACGCGCGGAGAGAUUGUCCAGGAAACGGACCCGUGGUCUCGAAAGCGAGGAUGGUUUCGAUUCGAGACGUGGAGGGGAUGCAAAAUCUCGAGAUCAAAGCCGCAGAGACCGGGACUGGGACUACGGCCGCGAAAGCGAUUACCGGAAACGCCAUCCCGAAUCCCGAAUUCGAGACGAUGAGCACGACGAGUACCAGUCAUACCGUGGUAAUCGAAGAGAGAAGAAGCGCAAGCGCGAUAAUGACGACGACGACGACGACGGCGGCAGUAUGUUUCGACAGGCUCCCCAACUCGAGCUUGACGACUCACCGGUGCUAUACAAGAUCUAUGAUGGUCAGGUUACAGGCAUUAAGGAAUUCGGCGCGUUUGUCAAUUUACAUGGCGUUAGGGGCAAGGUGGACGGAAUGGCCCAUAUCUCAAAUCUAGUCCAGGGCCAGAGAGUCAACCAUCCCUCGGAUCUCCUCUCAGUGGGCCAGAAUGUCAAGGUCAAAGUCAUCAAUAUUGAGCCAAAGCGAAUAGGACUUUCCAUGAAAGACGUCGACCAAGAAACCGGCAUGGAUAUGACGCCUCAGGCCCGGAUACAAUCGGGUGCGAAUAUGGAGAGCCUUGGCAGUCGAAACGGCGCAGCUUCGCGCAACGACGACAAUCUAGCCUCUCUGUCGAACUAUCGCGGUGCCCCGAGGCAGCAUAAGAAGAGAAUGACGUCGCCGGAGCGCUGGGAGAUCCGGCAGCUCAUCGCUUCUGGAGUGGCGAAAGCCUCGGAUUAUCCCGACCUAGAGGAGGAUUACAAUGCUACUCUUAGGGGGGAAGGCGAGAUGGAGCUGGAAGAAGAAGUCGACAUUGAAGUUCGAGAAGAAGAGCCGCCGUUCUUAGCAGGCCAAACGAAACAAUCAUUGGAAUUAUCACCCAUUCGAGUUGUGAAGGCCCCAGACGGAUCAUUGAAUCGCGCAGCCAUGUCCGGGACGGCGUUAGCAAAAGAGCGGAAGGAGUUGCGUCAGCAGGAGACCGAAACUACUGAAGAGCAAUCUAAGGUGGACCUUUCGUCUCAGUGGCACGACCCCAUGGCCGACCCAGACAGCAGAAAAUUUGCUAGUGACCUACGCGCCGCAAAAUCAAUCUCCCAAAAGCCCGACAUUGUUCCCGAAUGGAGGCGUGUUGUGGCACCCAAAGACCAAUCAUUCGGCAAGCGAACUACGAUGUCGAUCAAGCAGCAGAGGGAAAGUCUCCCCGUCUUUGCCUUCAGGAACCAGCUCAUCAAGGCCGUCAAGGAGAAUCAAAUCCUCAUCGUCGUUGGGGAGACCGGAUCCGGUAAAACGACCCAGGUCACGCAAUACCUCGCCGAAGCCGGCUUCACGAAUAGCGGGAUGAUAGGUUGCACGCAACCACGUCGAGUGGCCGCUAUGUCGGUUGCAAAGCGCGUGGCUGAGGAAGUCGGUUGUCAGCUAGGCCAAGAAGUCGGUUAUACCAUACGCUUUGAGGACUGUACGAGCCCGGCUACCAAGAUCAAGUACAUGACGGACGGUAUGCUGGAGCGUGAGAUCUUGCUCGAUCCCGACCUGAAGAGGUACUCGGUAAUCAUGUUAGACGAAGCCCACGAGCGCACUAUCGCGACUGACGUUCUCUUCGCACUCCUUAAGAAGGCAUUAAAACGACGGUCUGACCUCAAGGUCAUCGUUACGUCCGCUACUCUGGACGCCGAUAAGUUCUCGGCAUACUUCAACGAGUGCCCCAUCUUUACCAUCCCAGGCCGCACAUUCCCCGUAGAGAUACUGUAUAGCAGAGAGCCUGAAUCCGACUACCUCGACGCCGCCUUGGUAACGGUCAUGCAGAUUCACCUUACAGAGCCUCCUGGAGACAUAUUAGUUUUCCUCACUGGCUCGGAGGAGAUCGACACCGCCGCAGAAAUAUUAUACGAGCGAAUGAAAGCCUUAGGCCCAAGCGUCCCGGAGCUGAUCAUUUUACCGGUAUACUCAGCGCUCCCUAGCGAGAUGCAAAGUAGGAUUUUUGACCCCGCGCCUCCUGGCAGCAGGAAGGUUGUGAUAGCUACGAACAUCGCGGAGACCUCUAUCACCAUUGAUCAUAUCUAUUACGUCGUCGACCCUGGCUUCGUUAAACAGAAUGCCUACGACCCGAAGUUGGGAAUGGAUUCCUUAGUCGUCACACCCAUCUCCCAGGCCCAAGCGAACCAACGUGCCGGCCGUGCCGGGCGAACCGGCCCGGGCAAAUGUUUUAGGUUAUAUACCGAAGCCGCAUUCCAGUCCGAAAUGCUACCGACCACCAUCCCAGAGAUUCAGCGCCAGAAUUUAGCGAAUACCAUUCUCAUGUUGAAAGCCAUGGGCAUAAACGACCUCCUUCAUUUUGAUUUCAUGGACCCGCCUCCUACCAAUACGAUGUUGACGGCUUUGGAGGAGCUGUACGCCUUAUCGGCUCUAGAUGACGAGGGUUUAUUAACACGCCUCGGCCGCAAAAUGGCUGACUUCCCGAUGGAACCUGCCUUAGCAAAAGUUCUGAUCGGAGCGGUCGAUAUGGGUUGCUCCGACGAAGUGCUUAGUAUCGUUGCGAUGUUGAACUUUCCCAACAUCUUUUAUCGGCCUAAGGAAAAGCAAACGCAAGCCGAUCAGAAGAAAGCCAAGUUUCACGACCCACACGGAGAUCAUCUUACCCUUCUCAACGUUUACAACGCUUGGAAGCAGAGCGGGUAUUCGGCGCCAUGGUGUUUCGAAAACUUCAUACAGGCGCGGUCGAUGAAACGCGCAAAGGAUGUCCGCGAUCAGCUUGUGAAGAUUAUGCAGCGUUACCGACAUCCUAUCACGUCUUGUGGCCGAGAUACGCAGAAGGUCAGGCAGGCCCUAUGUUCAGGAUUCUUCCGAAACUCGGCGAGGAAGGACCCUCAGGAAGGAUACAAGACGCUGGUCGAAGGCACUCCAGUUUACCUGCAUCCAAGCUCAGCCUUGUUCGGAAAGCAAGCUGAAUGGGUGAUAUACGAUACGCUGGUUCUCACCACGAAGGAAUAUAUGCAUUGUACGACGAGUAUUGAACCGAAAUGGCUUGUAUCGGCCGCCCCGACCUUUUUCAAGGUUGCCCCCACAGACAAGCUCAGCAAGCGCAGAAAGGCCGAGAGAAUCCUACCCUUGUACAACAAGUAUGCGUCUGAGGACGACUGGAGACUAAGUGCCCAGCGGAAAGUUGGGCGCUCCGGCGGAGGCGGGGGUACUUGGGGAUAGAGGAACCUAGGCAUAUUGCGUGCCCGAAUGUUAAAUAAGUGGUCUAGAUAUCUAAUUGCUCAUCGAUUUCCAUAGCCUAAAAUAAGUGAAGCAUAUUCUGCAGUAUA
This is a messenger RNA of Durotheca rogersii, 3972 nucleotides long. Its product is annotated as ATP-dependent RNA helicase DHX8. The coding region runs from base 221 to 3865 and encodes 1214 amino acids. The transcript has a single exon. The record is from RefSeq and is a predicted model, not a curated record. Gene Ontology annotation, biological process: spliceosomal complex disassembly. Gene Ontology annotation, molecular function: RNA binding; ATP binding. Lineage: Eukaryota; Fungi; Ascomycota; Sordariomycetes; Xylariales; Xylariaceae. Gene Ontology annotation, cellular component: catalytic step 2 spliceosome; intracellular anatomical structure.